CAGUGCCCCCCACCAGGCGGCCUCGAUGAGCACAUGAAGCGCUGUCAAUUCUGGGAAUUUUCCCAUCUGGCAAGUCCUUUUACUCUGAAAGUAACCACGAAUCAUGUCUUAUACAGCUGAAAGAAGCAGGAAUGAGGAUGGCAAGAAUGGACCCCCGGCCGAGCGGGAGCGCGAGUACGACGGGCCAGCUGGAAUGGAUCCGGACGGCGUCAUCGACAGCAACUGGAAUGAGGUGAUCGACCACUUCGAUGAUAUGAAUCUGAAGGAGGAGCUCCUCCGCGGGAUCUACGCUUAUGGUUUCGAGAAGCCCUCGGCCAUCCAGCAGCGCGCCAUCAUGCCGUGCGUGAAGGGAUACGACGUGAUCGCCCAGGCGCAGUCGGGAACUGGCAAGACGGCCACGUUCUCUAUUGCGAUUCUCCAGCAGAUCGACACGAGCGUGCGGCAGUGCCAGGCUCUCAUCCUGGCACCCACGCGUGAGCUGGCCAUGCAGAUCCAGAAGGUCAUCAUCGCGCUGGGCGACUACAUGAAGGCCCAGUGCCACGCCUGCAUCGGCGGCACCAAUGUGAAGGAGGACGUGCGCAAGCUGGAGUUGGGCUCUCACGUCAUCGUGGGCACCCCGGGGCGCGUGUUCGACAUGAUCAACCGCAACGUGCUGCGCACCAACACCAUCAAGCUGUUCGUGCUGGACGAGGCCGACGAGAUGCUGUCGCGCGGUUUCAAGGAUCAGAUUCACGAUGUGUUCCGCAUGCUGCCGCCAGAUGUGCAGGUCAUCCUGCUGUCGGCCACAAUGCCGGCCGAUGUGCUGGACGUGAGCAAGUACUUCAUGCGCGAUCCAGUGAGGAUUCUCGUGAAGAAGGAGGAGCUCACGCUCGAGGGUAUCAAGCAGUUCUUCGUGAAUGUGGAGAAGGAGGAGUGGAAGAUUGGCACCCUCUGCGAUCUGUACGGCACGCUGUCCAUCACGCAGUCCGUGAUCUUCUGCAAUACUCGCCGCAAGGUGGAUUUCCUCACGGAGCAGAUGACUCUUCAGGAGUUCACUGUGUCGGCAAUGCACGGCGACAUGGAUCAGCGCGAGCGAGACAUCAUCAUGAAGCAAUUCCGUACGGGUUCGUCUCGUGUGUUGAUCACUACGGAUCUUCUGGCCCGUGGAAUUGACGUCCAGCAGGUCUCAUUGGUGAUCAACUAUGACUUGCCAACCAAUCGAGACAACUACAUUCAUCGGAUUGGUCGCGGCGGACGUUUCGGCCGAAAAGGUGUGGCUAUCAAUUUUGUCACGGAGGAGGACAAGAGAACCCUCAGAGACAUUGAACAAUUCUACAAUACUAAAAUUGAAGAGAUGCCAGCUAAUGUGGCUGAUUUGAUGUAAGCGCGCUCGAGGGCAGCGUUAAGGGGGUGAGAUUUAAGUUUUGAGGAGGGAAUUUAUAAGAGAAAAAAAGAGUAAAACAACAUUUAAAGAGUUAAACAAAAAAAAA
Messenger RNA from Phlebotomus argentipes, 1469 nucleotides. Its product is annotated as eukaryotic initiation factor 4A-like. Lineage: Eukaryota; Metazoa; Arthropoda; Insecta; Diptera; Psychodidae. Gene Ontology annotation, molecular function: ATP binding; RNA helicase activity; translation initiation factor activity. Bases 104 to 1363 code for a protein of 419 amino acids. Gene Ontology annotation, cellular component: cytoplasmic stress granule. The record is from RefSeq and is a predicted model, not a curated record. Gene Ontology annotation, biological process: cytoplasmic translational initiation. The transcript has 5 exons.